AUGUCCGACUCCAACUUGCCCCCUCACGCCAACAUAUGUCUUAUUAUAUGCGAUCCCACUAAAGAAGAAUUCAUCGACUCCUAUGGUAACAUCACUAACCUCUUCACCAAUCUAUACACAAAACUUCUCCUUCGCCUCACGCGCGAGCCUUCGUCUCUUUUACCUAUGGUUUUGAAGUCGUUCCGCAUUCACCCUUAUAACGUCGUCCAAGACAAUUUCCCCGACAUCAAGACCAUUGAUCAGUUUGAUUCCAUCCUUGUUUCGGGAUCUGCAAACGGUGUCAACGAUCCCGACCAGUGGAUCGAGAAACUUGGGAAGCUGCUCCACACAGUUGCGACCGAUCACCCAAAGGUCAAACUCAUGGGUGUGUGCUUCGGCCACCAGAUUAUUUCUAAGGCCGUUCUCGGGUUACCAGUCGGGGAAAACCCCAAGGGUUGGGAGAUUGGGCCAUACGAGGUUAACCUCAACGAAACUGGCAAACAACUGUUCGAGAAUCACGAACAUUUGAAUGUUUCAAUGUUCCACCACGACGCCGUGUUCACGCGUAGCCAGCUGGCCUUUUUCGACGAACUUGUUGAAACUACGCCGUACAGCUCCAAUGUCCCGCAGAACGAGUACAAAAUAUGGGCCAGUACCCCUGCGACGGCUAACCAGGGUGUCAUCUCUAUGAACAAGCAGGCCGCCAAGUCUGGCAGGCUGAACGUCGACGACAUCCACAUCUUCACCACUCAAGGGCAUCCCGAGCUGAACCAGGGUAUGACGUCCUACUUGGUCGACCUGUUUGAGCACGAGCUCGGCGCCGAUGUCGCUGCAGAGGCCCGGAAGCGUAUCGCUGACUUCAAGGGGAUUCUCGACUGGUUCCAGCUCUCUAUCGUGAUGUGGGCGUUGACGACCAAGCAUUCUCUUUCGUUGCCCCAGCUUAGUGAGAAAAUCAACGGUUACGAGUCGGCGGUGAAGGGGGUGGAAAAGUCGGGUGGCUUCAAGGCGGAAGCUGCCUUGAUGGAAGAAGAGAAGGUGUUUGUCCUAAUCACGUAG
Coniophora puteana RWD-64-598 SS2 is the source of this 1035-nucleotide messenger RNA. Its product is annotated as class I glutamine amidotransferase-like protein. Gene Ontology annotation, cellular component: cytosol; nucleus. NCBI's taxonomy places the organism in Eukaryota, Fungi, Basidiomycota, Agaricomycetes, Boletales, Coniophoraceae. The record is from RefSeq and is a predicted model, not a curated record. The transcript has 4 exons. The coding region runs from base 1 to 1035 and encodes 344 amino acids.